CAGAUAACCUUGACCUAGGUUCUCUACUCCCACACAACCUUACCUCCACUGGGGUGACCGCAACAAGUUAAUUCUCAUGCUCCUAUCCUCCUAGGGCCUCUGAGGUUCUCUGCUGGGUCUGUGCCCUGGAACUGGAGACCCACCAUGAAGGCCUGGGGUGCCCUCUGGAUCGUGCUUGGAUUGCUGCUGUGGUCAGAGCCAGGGGCAGCCUCCUCCUUGCCUCUGCUCAUGGACUCCAUCAUCCAGGCCCUUGCUGAACUUGAGCAAAAGGUACCAGUGACUGAGGCCAGCAUCACUGCCUCUGCAUGGAUUCUGUCAGCCAAGAACUCCAGCACCCACAAUUCCCUUCACCAGCGCUUGCUGCUGAGAGCACCAAGCCACAACACUACAGAGCCAGAUCCUCACUCUCUCAGCCCGGAGCUUCAAGCACUGAUUUCUGAGGUGGCUCAACAUGAUGUACAGAAUGGGCGGGAAUAUGGAGUGGUGCUGGCACCUGAUGGCUCCACUGUAGCUGUGAAGCCUCUGCUGUUUGGGCUAGAGGCCGGUCUACAGGCACACAGCCUUGCUAACUUGCCUUCAGAUUGUCUGGCUACCCCCUGUGAUGCUGGAGACACCUUGGCCAAUAUUGGAGUCACCUGGCCAGUACUCAAGGAUGCUUUUCCAAAUGCCUCUUCUCCAGAUGUUGGAGCCACUUUACCAAAUGACAAAGCCAAGACUCCCACCACUGUGGACAGACUCCUGGCAAUCACCUUGGCUGGUGACUUAGGUCUGACCUUCCUCCACAGGACCCAGACUUGGAGUCCUCCAGGCCUGGGAACUGAGGGCUGCUGGGACCAGCUUACUGCCCCCAGGGUCUUCACACUGUUGGACCCCCAGGCAUCCAGGCUCACCAUGGCUUUCCUCAAUGGUGCCUUAGAUGGAGCUCUCCUUGGGAACCACUUGAGCCAAAUCCCUAGGCCCCACCCACCCCUCAGCCACCUGCUAAGAGAGUACUAUGGAGCUGGGGUGAAUGGAGACCCGGUGUUCCGAAGUAACUUCCGAAGGCAGAACGGUGCUGCUUUGACUUCAGCCCCUACCCUGGCCCAGCAGGUAUGGGAGGCCCUUGUCCUGUUACAGAAACUGGAGCCAGAACAUCUACAGUUGCAGAACAUUAGCCAAGAGCAGCUGGCUCAGGUAGCCACCUUGGCUACCAAGGAGUUCACUGAGGCUUUCCUGGGAUGCCCAGCCAUUCACCCCCGCUGCCGUUGGGGAGCUGCUCCCUACCGAGGCCACCCAACGCCACUCCGGCUGCCACUUGGAUUCUUAUAUGUGCAUCACACAUACGUGCCAGCGCCACCCUGCACCACCUUCCAGAGCUGCGCCGCCAAUAUGCGCUCCAUGCAGCGUUUCCACCAGGAUGUGCGCAGCUGGGAUGACAUCGGCUACAGUUUCGUGGUAGGCUCCGACGGCUAUGUGUACCAGGGCCGUGGCUGGCACUGGGUAGGUGCGCACACACGCGGCUACAACUCCCGCGGCUUCGGUGUGGCCUUUGUGGGCAACUACACUGGGUCACUGCCCAACGAAGCUGCGCUGAACACAGUGCGCGACGCGCUCCCGAGCUGCGCAAUUCGCGCAGGUCUCUUGCGGCCAGACUACAAGCUGCUUGGCCACCGCCAGCUAGUGGUCACCCACUGCCCCGGGAACGCGCUCUUCAACUUGCUGCGCACCUGGCCUCACUUCACAGAGGUUGAAAACUAAGAACUCCUUUGAGAGACCCUUGAAGAUCCAGGAGGCCUUAUCCCUAUGAUCCUUUGAGCAACCACAGACCUCUAAUAAAGGGACCACUGAAAGGAAA
Molecule: messenger RNA, 1834 nt
Organism: Mus caroli (Ryukyu mouse)
Lineage: Eukaryota; Metazoa; Chordata; Mammalia; Rodentia; Muridae
Gene: Pglyrp2
Product: peptidoglycan recognition protein 2
Biological process (GO): peptidoglycan catabolic process
Molecular function (GO): N-acetylmuramoyl-L-alanine amidase activity; zinc ion binding
Source: RefSeq, a predicted model, not a curated record